AUGCCUCUCAAGGACGGAAUUUUCAUCAUCGCCAGCACUCUCCCCACCAAUCCAGUUCUUGAUAUAUAUGGCACGGCCGUCGCCUUCAACAGCCCCCUCUCUGGCGUCGUUGGUUUCGCAAGGCAGAAUACCGACACUAAACACCAGCAGUGGGUUGUAACCACUCUUCGCCGGGGUGUUUAUAGCCUGAGAUCCGUUCUCGGUAACGCUUAUAUCACUGCUCCCGUCGAUGGCAGUGUUGCACAGCUCGACACGUCCGUAUAUGACCCUGUCAAUAACGAAGCUACCCGUUGGAAAAUAACGAACGUCGGAGUUGACACCUACAUAAUUGAGAGUGUACAAUUCCCAAACUGUGUUAUAGAUCUCCAGUAUGCUAGCUCCGAUGACAACACUCCUGCUCUUCUGUAUCCGAAUCACCAAACCGCCAAUCAGAUCUGGAAAUUUCUCCCUAUUGCGAUUUAG
Molecule: messenger RNA, 462 nt
Organism: Trichoderma virens Gv29-8
Lineage: Eukaryota; Fungi; Ascomycota; Sordariomycetes; Hypocreales; Hypocreaceae
Product: carbohydrate-binding module family 13 protein
Exons: 4
Coding region: 1-462 (153 amino acids)
Source: RefSeq, a predicted model, not a curated record